CAACAGGAUACCUACAUGCACAAACCUCUGCCACUGCAGUGCACCAGUUUAAAUUUCAGAGGCUUCCAGUUUGCUCAGGCUAUGCUUUUUGCCAUUGAAGAGAUUAAUAACAGUUCAGACCUGCUGCCAGGAAUCUCUCUGGGUUAUAAGCUCUAUGAUACUUGUAGCUCCAUUGCAAGAAGCGUACAAGUUGCACUUGCCUUGGUUAAUGGUAAUGAAAUUGUGUCUGCACCCUCCGGAGCACCAUGUAAUAAACCUGCACAAGUACAGGCCAUAAUGGGAGAAACCUCUUCUUCUCCCAGCAGGGCAAUUGCAACUGUCAUCGGACCAUUUAAUAUCCCUCUGAUCAGCCACUUCGCCACAUGUGCUUGUCUCAGUGACAAAACUAAGUACCCAUCCUUCCUUAGAACAAUACCCAGUGACUACUACCAGAGCAGAGCCCUGGCACACUUGGUCAAGCACUUUGGCUGGACCUGGGUUGGAGCUAUCAGAACUAAUGAUGAUUAUGGGAAUAACGGCAUGGCUACGUUCAUAGAAACUGCAGAGCAGCUUGGCAUCUGUCUGGAGUAUUCUGUAGCUUUCUUUAGAACAGAUCCAUCAGAUAAAAUAGAAAAGAUAAUCAAUAUUAUCAAGGCUUCAACCUCCAAGGUGAUUGUCGGAUUCCUCUCACACAAGGACAUGGAUGUGUUAAUACCUGCAUUGUCCAGGAACAACUUGACUGGAUACCAGUGGGUAGGCAGUGAAUCCUGGAUCUCUGAUUCGCAAACAGCAGCAAUAGAUGAGCACCACAUCCUGGAUGGUGCCAUUGGCCUUUCCAUCCCCAAAGCGCACGUCACUGGAAUGAGACCUUUCAUACUGAAUGUGAAGCCACUUAAUUCAUCCAAUAAUCAAAUGUUCACAAAGUUCUGGGAGGCAUUAUUUAGCUGCAAGUUCAAACAGUCAGAAUCACCAGAAGAGGACCCGAGGCAGUGUACUGGAAAUGAAGAUCUGACUGAAGUCAAUAACAGCUUCACUGAUAUGUCUCUCAUGCCUAUCAUUUACAAUGUCUAUAAAGGAGUGUAUGCAGUGGCCCAUGCACUUCACAGUAUUCUCAGCUGUAAUCAAACAUGUAAAAUCGAGGUUCAGCUAAAUCCAUUCACGAUUUUACAGCGCAUAAGAAAUGUUCACUUCAGAACAAAGGAGGGAGAUGAAGUUUACUUUAAUGAGUAUGGAGAUCCUGCUGCAAAGUAUGACAUCAUAAACUGGCAGCCGAGAGAAAACAGCAUUGUGGAUUUUGUCACAGUCGGUCUUUACGAUACAUUGUUGCCAGCAGACAAACAGUUGAAUCUGAAAAAUACACCUCUGAUUUGGGCUCAGAACUCACAGCAGGUGCCUGUGUCAGUUUGCAGUGAGAAUUGUCUUCCUGGAUCACGCAAGGUUCUCCAGAAAGGAAAGCCUGUCUGCUGCUAUGACUGUAUAAGAUGUGCAGAGGGAGAAAUAAGCAACAUUACAGAUUCUGCCAUCUGUGUGAGAUGCCCCACUGAGUUCUGGUCAAAUGAGAGAAGAGACGUCUGUGUAAGGAAGGAGGCCGUAUAUCUGUCAUAUCAAGAAAUUAUGGGAGCUCUGCUCACUGCUGCAUCUUUAUUUGGAACGUGCAUGACUGCUGCUGUGGGGUUCAUUUUCUUCAAAUACAGAAAAACACCUGUUGUGCGAGCCAACAACUCAGAGCUGAGCUUUCUGCUGCUCUUCUCCUUGACUCUGUGUUUCCUGUGCUCUCUGACCUUCAUCGGCCGGCCCUCUGAGUGGUCCUGCAUGCUGAGACACACAGCGUUUGGCAUCACCUUUGUCCUCUGUAUCUCUUGUGUCUUGGGGAAAACAAUGGUGGUGUUAAUGGCCUUUAGGGCUACACUUCCAGGUAGUAAUGUGAUGAAAUGGUUUGGGCCUACACAGCAGAGACUCAGUGUUCUGGGUUUCACUCUUAUACAAGUUAUCAUAUGUAUCCUCUGGUUAUCAAUUUCUCCUCCUUUUCCAUCCAAGAAUUUUAACGAAUUUAAAGACAAAAUCAUCUUAGAGUGUGUUCUGGGCUCAGCUGUAGGUUUCUGGGCUGUCCUCGGGUACGUAGCAUUUCUGGCCAUGUUGUGUUUUAUUUUUGCUUUUCUGGCUCGGAAACUUCCCGAUAACUUCAACGAGGCCAAAUUCAUCACCUUCAGCAUGCUGAUAUUCUGUGCGGUGUGGAUCACCUUUAUCCCAGCGUAUGUCAGCUCCCCUGGGAAGUUCAGCGUUGCUGUAGAAAUAUUUGCCAUCCUGGCCUCCAGUUUUGGACUGCUAGUUUGUAUUUUCAUCCCUAAAUGUUACAUCAUCUUAUUGAAACCGGAGACAAACACAAAAAGGAACAUGAUGGGUAAAGGGGCACAAAGAACAUUCUGAAAAAGAAAGCAAUUUUAAUGUUAUAAUCAU
This is a messenger RNA of Mugil cephalus (flathead mullet), 2436 nucleotides long. Its product is annotated as extracellular calcium-sensing receptor-like. NCBI's taxonomy places the organism in Eukaryota, Metazoa, Chordata, Actinopteri, Mugiliformes, Mugilidae. Gene Ontology annotation, biological process: G protein-coupled receptor signaling pathway. The coding region runs from base 16 to 2406 and encodes 796 amino acids. Gene Ontology annotation, molecular function: G protein-coupled receptor activity. Gene Ontology annotation, cellular component: membrane. The record is from RefSeq and is a predicted model, not a curated record. The transcript has 6 exons.